Rhineura floridana is the source of this 1816-nucleotide messenger RNA. It is a transcript of the gene AKR7A2, whose product is annotated as aldo-keto reductase family 7 member A2. NCBI's taxonomy places the organism in Eukaryota, Metazoa, Chordata, Lepidosauria, Squamata, Rhineuridae. The record is from RefSeq and is a predicted model, not a curated record. Bases 366 to 1538 code for a protein of 390 amino acids. The transcript is spliced from 7 exons.
UUAUGCUUUUCCCAGUGACAGCAGUUAAGGGUGAUGAUAAAGCAGUGCCUCUGAGCCAGUGCAGAGUGUCUUCCUUCUCUGAAGGCUUUCCUUCUGACGGAGCUGUCUUCCACCGAGUCACACCCUUGGUCUCUCUACCUCUGUCCUGCGCACACUGACUGGCAGCAGCGGCUCUCUAGGACUGCAGCCUGGGACCAUCUCCCUACCUGGAAAGGCUGCAAUCAGCAGCUUUAAAACGAUAUAGUGUCAAUAUCAAUGCCGCGUUCGAGUUGUAGGCGGGCUAGACUGCAUGCAAAGCAAAGCCAGCGGCUGUAAAAUAAUAUUUCACGUUCAAAUUGUGUACUGUAGUCCAAAUUGGGACCGGGAUGGAAUUCCUUCAGCUACACUCCUCCCGCCAAGCGCCCUCCCUCCCGGGGAGGGGGCGUACAGAGGAGGCAGCCACGCAUGCGCAGGGGGCGGGGAUGCGCUGGAGCGGAGCGCUGCGCAGCUGUUGGCGAGUUCGAGCCGCAACGACGGCAGAGCGACUCGCCGCCGGGAUGUCGGUGCAAUGCGGGCAGGGCCGCGGCGUGCGGUCGGUGCUGGGCACCAUGGAGUUCGGGCGGCGGGCCGCUCCGGAGGCCAGCGGCGCCAUGCUGCGCGCGUUCCUGGGACGCGGGCACUGCGAGCUGGACACGGCGCAUAUCUACGCGGGGGGCGAGUCGGAGCGCAUCUUGGGCGCCUUACUGGCCGCACAGCCCAAAGCUGCGGGUCCAGUCAAGGUGGCCACCAAGGCCAACCCGUGGGAGGGCAACACCCUGAAGGCCGAGUGCGUCCGGUCUCAGCUGGAGACGUCCCUCCAGAGGCUGCAGAUGACGUCCGUCGAUCUCUUCUACCUUCACGCUCCCGAUCACGAGACGCCCGUGGAGGAGACGCUGAAGGCCUGCAAUGAGCUGCACCGAGAGGGGAAGUUUAAAGAACUCGGUCUGUCCAACUACUCCUCUUGGGAGGUGGCGGAGAUCUACACCGUCUGCAAAGCCAACAACUGGGUGCUGCCAACAGUGUACCAGGGCAUGUACAACGCCACGACACGUCAAGUGGAGACGGAACUGCUGCCGUGCCUCAGGCAUUUUGGGAUUCGGUUCUACGCCUAUAAUCCGCUGGCUGGAGGGCUCCUGACUGGGAAAUACAAGUAUGAAGAUAAAGAUUUGAGCCAGCAACCAGCUGGCAGGUUUUUUGGCAACGACUGGGCCCAAAUCUAUAGAGACAGAUACUGGAAGCAGCACCAUUUCCAAGGGGUUGCCUUGGUCGAAAAGGCCCUGCGCGAGACAUACGGCUCAACACCCCCCAGCUUGACCUCAGCUGCCCUGCGCUGGAUCUAUCAUCACUCAAAGCUGCAGGCUGACCACGGAGACGCUGUGAUCAUCGGAAUGUCCACUAUGGAGCAACUGCAGGAGAAUCUCGCAUGCAGCGAGGAGGGUCCUCUCUUGCCCGGGGUGGUCGAUGCCUUUGAGAGAGCCUGGCAUCUCACGGUCCACGACUGCCCCAACUAUUUCCGCUGAAGGCUUGCACUCUCAACGGAAAAUGUGAGUGCUGAUCAGACGCUCCACUCUGUGGGAUCGCGUUUGGCAAUGGAGGUCCCUUUCCCACAAACACACUUUUGCUUCACAGAAUCUCCUCCUACCAGCCCUGCCCUUUCUUAAGAGUGGAGGUGAGCCAACAUCGGUGUGGCCUUAAAUUGAGAGAGCACUUUUUGCCUCUGAGGGUUUUGUUUUUUUUGCAAAACUUUUUCGGUCUGUCUCUCUCCUGCCCUUCUUCAAUAAAACUGUCUCUUCUACCA